Messenger RNA from Orbicella faveolata, 3298 nucleotides. Its product is annotated as integral membrane protein GPR137B-like. The record is from RefSeq and is a predicted model, not a curated record. Gene Ontology annotation, cellular component: lysosomal membrane. Gene Ontology annotation, biological process: positive regulation of TORC1 signaling. Lineage: Eukaryota; Metazoa; Cnidaria; Anthozoa; Scleractinia; Merulinidae.
CUUCCAAGAACUUGAAAACUGACCCCUCUUCCUACGGAUCUUAUGGCACGUCAGGUCCACGAAACGCCAAUAUUAUGAUUAUUGCACCCUUAAACGGUCUUUUUCCGCCUUUGGAUGCUUUGAAAACUGCUUUGGAUUUGUUAUGAUGGAAGAGAGUGAAAUGAACUUCAUAGUUACACCAUCUACAGCUUUCCACGAUCACGCAAGUGUUGGCCCAACAAACUAUGACAAAUCAAUCCGCAGUUAUACAAUUAACUUCACCACUCCGGCGGAUAUUCUGCCUCCUAUCUCACACCUUGCGCAGCUUGUGUUAGCCAGUGUCUUCACAGUGUUGUACGCUGUCUUAUUCCUAUUGAUUUUAGUGCAACUUUAUCUCAUCUUGUACUUCAAGCACCGUCGAUUGUCGUAUCAGAGUGUUUUCUUGUUUAUCUACCUGUUUUGGGCCGCGCUUAGAACUACACUCUUUUCCUUUUAUUUCAACGAUACUAGUCCGUUGCAAGCGAAGAACCAGAAGAACAUCGGUUCUUUAGCAAGAUGGCUUCUCUUUGCACUGCCGAUCUGCCUUCAAUUUCUCACUUUGUCGCUGCUAACUCUAUACUUGGCGAAGGGACAGCCAAGUGACAGCCAAGCAACAGCCCAGGGACAGCCAAGCGGCAGCCAAGCGACAGCCAGAGAAACAUCUUCGUUCACAGGCGAAUUUUACAAGGUCGUGUUAAAAACCAGAAGAAUUUCUUUUGACCCAAUAACAUUUAGGAAAUAUGUUGUUGGAUCAUUUGCCAUGGUAAACAUAGUUUUCUUUGCAAUCAAUAUGACAAGCUCAUUUGUUUGCCCUGAACAAGAUGCUCAUGAGAAAUUGGUGAUAUUGAGAGUGGUUGUAAAUGGACUGCUGUUUGUUGUUGUCGGGAUUGUUCUCUGUUUCUGCAUCAUCAAGAUCACAAGAGCUCCAUCUCCAACUGUUCUAUUGGAGGGACAGGGAGCUACAACAAAGCAAGGGAUAGUGCUGUGUGUGCUGGUCGUCCUGUUGUAUGUGUCACGAGUGAUAUACAACCUGAUUGCUGUCACUGUGCCUCACGACUUAUCUUCGUUUGGAUAUGGCUGGAUAAAUGUCUCUGAUGAGGGGGAAAUUAAAUACAAGGAGUCCGCCGACAAAAAAUCCCUUCAUAGUGAUAUCCGCGAUGUGGAAUUCAUUACCUUUGGUAUUGUGCUGAUUGUAUGGGAAGUUCUCCCUACCUUUAUGUUUGUAUGGUUUUUCCGCGUAAGAAGACCGAAUGUUGGAGACAUGGGCCCAUCUGCUAUAGCAUCACAGAGUUAUGACAAGAAAUCCUAUUUUUUCGACAAUCCACGAAGAUAUGACUCAGAUGAGGAUCUGACAAAUCCACAAGGACAAACAAGGGGUAGUAAUUACAAUAUUCCAGGAGUGUUAAGUCCUUCUGCCUCGAGUGUGAACGUCAACAAAUCAAGAUCUUAUGGCUCCAUCUCGGGCAUGCGCAGUGGCAGUUUCCAGAGAAGUAACAGCUAUUCGAAUAUAUAUAUUCCGGGAACCACACCUCCUCAACUUUCGGCGGGGUCUGGCUACCGCCCGAACACCUUAGUUGAGCAAAACGAGGGAUAAUGAGUGACAUACAACAUGGAACUCUCUAAGCAACGGACAGAGUUCCUUUUAGAUAUAUACCCUGUGUGGAAAAUGGGGCCCCUUUCUUAUACCUCCCUCACCCCGUGCGUGACGAUUGUCGUCAGAAGUUCAUUUUUUUUCCGCUUGAGAGACAUCCGAAAUUCGCUCCCCAAAAAAGUAGUCAUCGUAGACGCUGCCUUAUACAGGCUUGCUCAGUCAGUAGAGAGCUCCAGAUGAGCCAGGUUAUAAUCGUGAUAAUUCCUUUUAUUAUAAUGUUAUUAUGCCGUCAGAGGUAAACGAUAUUGAUACUAUUUCGCUCAGUUAUAUGACUAUUGGCCGACUCUUGAAUGCUGUCAGAACAGCAUUUUACUUGAAUUUAAUCGCAUCGUUUCCCUCACUGACAUUAGGGAGGUACAUGUACACUCAGACACUGAGGGACAGGUUGCCCCCAGAUGAGUUAAAAUAGACGAAAUCGGCUCGACGAAAGUUUACCAUAACGCCAUGUUUCUUGGCGCUGAUUUCACACAUUUUAAUUUCACGUCUCCCCGGUUAUUUUCUUUGGAGUUCCUAGGAUGUUUACUACAGGGAUUGCUUUGCACUCGCUGAAAAGCUGACAUUGGAAUUGUUCACAAUUGAAUCGCGAUUAAAAGGCGUGAACAUUGGUUUAUAUCAACCGAUUUGUUGAAAAACAUAACUUACAAUUAACAGAACAGCUCUGGACUUUGGUUACUGAAAAGAUACUAAAUCAUGUUAAACUACAACUCGAACUGGGCGUAAUGUAAGUAAGCUCUUCCCAAUGGCCAAGAAUAGUGUGUUCCCUUUAGUAGGAGGGUGUCAGCUCUAUGUCCCUUCUGAGGCCUUUUGGGCGGAGCGAAACCCUAACAUUAUUGAAGUUUGUGUUUGGUGGUUUUUAGCCCUCCAGGCCCUUCCCAUGUACACUCGUUUAGGUUUAGUAGUUAAUGUUCAUUUUAUUAGUCACAUCUAUGAUAUGAUACACACCACACAUAAAGAUACAUUCUUACAGCUGUUUUCCACUUUGCACUCAGCGUAAGAAAGAGUAGAGAGCUUAAGCAAACCACGACGGCAAAGGCAACGAGAACGUCACCAAACAAAAGGUUUAAUGAGCAGAACAAUGGCUGUGCACGUGCGUUACAAAUCUUUGUACAUUUCUUUGCCGUCCUCUGCAAAACAACAACGGGAAAUGACAACGUUCUGAUAAAAUAUAACAUCAUUUUUUGCUAGGCGUUGUCCGGGCGUCGCCGUCGUCAUUGCUUAAGUUCUCUAUUUAUGUAUUAUUUUAAAAUACAUGUACUCUUUGACGAUGAUAAAUGCACUCUGCUAAUGUGCGUCGUCUUUGAACUCCCUUUGACCUUGUGAUGCAGCAGUGCUUUUCAUCACGUAAUUGUUUAGCAAGUGACUUAUUUUGAGGGCACUUACUCCAUAGACCAUCCUCAAAUAGUACUUCAAAAAAUUUCUAAUGUAAGAAUCCUAGAUUGCAUUGUAAUAUUGCUGUAAUCAUUGCACAACAAAAUAUUUCUGUCUACUUAUGUCGCUGCGGCUGACUGGGCUCAGUUGGGCAAGAUUCAUUUGAAUUUCCUUGACUGUAUGACUGGUAUAAGUACUCAAAUGAUUUCGAGUGUAAUUUGUAAUAAUUAAGCAGAAGUAAACUUCUCAAAGACUAAAAAA